Messenger RNA from Bactrocera oleae (olive fruit fly), 1627 nucleotides. The record is from RefSeq and is a predicted model, not a curated record. NCBI's taxonomy places the organism in Eukaryota, Metazoa, Arthropoda, Insecta, Diptera, Tephritidae.
CUAAUUCCUGUGAGUCCAUAUUCUCCUGAGAUUUGUUGCUGGAAUUGAAAUGUAUCGCCUUUCCCGUGUAUUUCGCAAAAACAGCUGCCAAUUCGUCAGCUGUUAGAAUUUUAUUAUGAACGCGUUGCAUAUGAUUGGAAAAACUAAAGGGCAGAAAAAGACAAUUGACUUAGAGCCGCCAGUUCUUUAUACUUAUGUGAACGCUAAAAUUUGCAGUUCAUAUUGAAUGUUUUGGUAUUUUAACUUUGUGCUGCCAAAGAAAGAAGACAGCCUAACUGUAGAGUUGAAGUGAAGCGUGUAUGGAAUUUGUGAAAAGAGAAAGUUGGCUAAGACUUUGUUAAAGCGCUCCAAUAAGGAAGUACACGUAAUCCAGCAAAUCAACUGACACAACACCAUGUUAAGAGUGAAGGCAACGGAGUCCCACUCCACUUCCGCAAUAGCGAAUGGGAAAUCAUUGGCUAACGGUAAACCUGUUGCUAAUGGUAAAAGUGCACAACCCGCAGCAAAUACUUUGCCACAACGGAAAUCGGUAAUAAUCGCCUAUAUUCUUUGGCUUUUUGGUGGUAUUUUUGGACUACAUCACCUGUAUUUGCAUCGGGAUCGACAUGCUUUCAUCUGGUGGUGCACUUUGGGCGGUUAUUUCGGUGUCGGUUGGUUGGCUGAAAUAGUUUUAAUACCGGAAUAUGUGCGGGAUGCUAAUGAGGAUCCAACAUUUAUUAAAUCGUUUGUGGCAAAAUUGCAAACAAAUCAAAGGCCGCCCUACUCGGCUAAACGUUUUGUGGGUGAAGUUAUGAUUGGUUAUCUCUUUGGACAAGUGCUGCUCAUGGCCAUACCAGAAACAAUAUUCGCUGGUAUAGAUUGGGGUUUCUUGCAUUGGCUUAUACCGGUAUUUGUUUCGUUGGGCGUCUGGACUGUGGGCAAUAUCGGACGCGAACGUGGGGUUUGGUGGCAUUGCUUAAUCGGCGCCGUCGCUAUAUAUCCAGCGCGCUAUCUAAUUUAUGAUGAGACCUAUUCAUUGCUAUUGACCGCGCUUGUUUCUGCGCUUGUUUUCGACACAUAUUCAAAACAAUGGUUACGUACACCACCGAAACGGCACGGCGUUGGCGCACGCUCGGUGAAACUGACAGCUGCUUUGUUGGUUUACUUUUCAUUAUGGGGAUGUUUUCUUUAUUUCAAUGGCACGAUUACCGAUGACGAUGGUGGUGAAGUGCCUAUACAUGAAGCUUUACGGAAUUUCCUUACAUCAGCUUGGUGGACAGAUUUCACACAAGCCCUUACGGAUACAUAUCAAUAUGCACAACAUCAUGGCUGGUAUGAGACAUGGAAGGAAAUAUUCGAAAGUAUGGACGUUGAUGGCGAGCGCAAUUCCUACAAAGUGUUGGGUGUAAGUGCAACCGCCUCACAAGCCGAAAUUACAUCAGCAUAUCGUCGCCUGUCCAAGGAAUUCCAUCCGGACAAGGUCAAAGAUGAGAAAUUGAAAGCGGCUGCAAAUCAACGUUUUAUUGAAAUUCAACAGGCAUAUAACGUGCUGAGUAAAAUCAAAUCAAGCCGUCGUCGUAAGAACAAAAAGUCCGUUGACGAUGAACCGAUCGUUUUAUAAGAACAAAAAAAAAAAAUUGGACGAAAA